AUGGAAGUCUUAGAUGGGGGGUCACAAACAGAAGAGCAAUUAUUAAACAUCAAGAAGUUUAGAAAUAAGUUUCCAGUCUCUGGGAUAAUCUUAUUGAUCAUUAAAUGGCUAGACAAUACCAGCUUCUCUGAAUUGUUCGGUUUACUCAAAAAAAGUGUUUUAUCUCAUUUCAAUUUCUCCGCGGAAUAUAGCAACUACCUGGAUCUCAUGUUCCACUGUUGUCUGACUAUCAUGGCUUUGUUUAGUUCCAUCGUCACAGACUCCUGCCUGGGAAAAUACAACUCCUUGAUCGUGAGCCAAGGACUGCUGUUAACGGGCUACUCCGUUGUCAUAGCCAGAGAAUUCCUUCAAGAAGAAACAUUUAAGUCCAUGGUCCUUCUGGUUACUGGUUUGCUCCUUGUGGCUUCUUCUACUGGAGUCAAGUUGCCCUGUUUCAUGUGUUUAGCUGGGGACCAAUUUCAAGCGAACCAGGUAAAAGAAAGGAACACGAUGUUCUCCUUCUUAUUCCUGUCUCUCUCCUUUGGGGAAAUAUUUGCCACAUUCCUAGUCCCUCUAAUUAAAGAUUUUGAGUGCUUCUCCAAAAACUGCUACUUGGUUUACCUUUUUGCCUCAACUUGCGUAGCGAUUUUUUGUAUAGUGCUUUUGUUACUUUCCAAGAAAUUAUUCUUCAUAACAGUACUCAAAAAGGGCAAAAUAUUAGAAAUCUUCAAGUGUAUCCAGUUUGCACUUGAAAAUCAGCUAAGACACUGCUCUUACAAAAUCCCUAGGAGGGAUCACUGGCUGGACUGGGCAUUGGAGAAGUUCUCGGAGGAACAUAUUUGUGAAGUGAAGAUUUUCUUUCUGUUACUGCUCUUCACCGUACCCUUUCCAUUUUUCUGGGCCUUGUCUAAAAAACAGGCAAAUGGAUGUUUUUUCCAAGCUAAGAAGAUGAAUCAUACUCUGGCUGGGUAUACUGUGCAAAACGAUGAAGUGCAGGUAUGAAACGCAUAUGUUUCUGGCCUCCUCAUAGUCCUCAUUACUUUCGGUGAAUUAUGUUUGUGCCCCAUAGUAAAGCGUUGUGGAUUGAACUUCUCAGUGAUAAAGAAAAUGCUGACAGGGAUGCUCCUCAUCUACUUCUCAAUGCUAAUGACACUCUACCUGGAUCUCGAAAUUGAGAAAUCCCCCAGGCAGGAGCCUGGCCCCGGAGAAUGCUACCUGAGAGUCAUUAAUGUAGUUGACUCUCUAAUUCAUCUGGAUUUGUAUAAAAACAAAACUCUUUCCUACUCCAGACUGUGUGUAGCCUUUAAGAAAUAUGAGAAUUAUGAGAAAAUAUAUUUGGACUCAGAGCAUCAGUAUUUUCUGAACAAACUAUAUUCCUCUAAGACAGUUAAAAAAGAAAAUAUUCUACUGAAGGAGAAGAAAAAAUUUACUCUGGUUCUGUAUGGAAAAAGUAGAGACUUCUCAAGCUUUCUGAUCCAAGAUGAAGAGACCAUACCAGGGAGUGGACUUACAAAUGUGAAGAUUAUCAGUAUCUUGGACAAAAAGAUUAAUUUCCAGCUAGCCUUUGGAUCCUUCAGCCUCUCUAAAUACAAUAGGGUCUCUCCAAACCUAAGAAUUAAGACAAACAGAAGUAGAAAGCUGUUGGGUAAAAUGAAGAAAGAAUUCUUGUUCCCCUUGGGGCUGCUGGAUUACGGAGGCAAUUACAUAUUCGUUAUUAUUAAGGACACCCCAGUAUUGAGUAGCUGGAAAAUACAGACCAUUGAGAUGAAGAACAUUUCCAUCGGGUGGCAAAUUCCACAGUUAAUUACAUUCGAGAUAGGAGAAUUUUUGGUGCAAGUUUCCUGCAUGCAGUUUUACUAUGCUGAGGCUGUCGAAGGCAUGAAAGUUACCAUGAUGGCUUUGUGGCUAAGCACCAUUUUCACUGGUUUCCUCAUUGAUGCUACUCUCAUCUACAGCUUCCUCCUGCCUUCGUGGAUUGACCAAUUCGUAUUUUCUAGUAUCCACCUGGCUGUGAUCAUUGUCAUCUUCCUCAUAGCCCGAUACUACCAAGAAACUGUAGUAAAACUUCAGGGAGAGCUUCACUCCAGAAUUCAGACCUCCAUGCCCUGA
This is a messenger RNA of Gracilinanus agilis (Agile Gracile Mouse Opossum), 2088 nucleotides long. RefSeq names its product solute carrier family 15 member 2-like. The record is from RefSeq and is a predicted model, not a curated record. Gene Ontology annotation, cellular component: membrane. Gene Ontology annotation, molecular function: dipeptide transmembrane transporter activity. NCBI's taxonomy places the organism in Eukaryota, Metazoa, Chordata, Mammalia, Didelphimorphia, Didelphidae. Gene Ontology annotation, biological process: transmembrane transport. The transcript has 22 exons.